This is a messenger RNA of Paramecium pentaurelia, 430 nucleotides long. The record is from the annotation of a GenBank genome assembly. Lineage: Eukaryota; Ciliophora; Oligohymenophorea; Peniculida; Parameciidae.
AUGAAUUAUAGUCACUUAGUUAAAAAAAGAAGGAGUAAAGGUAAAAGUUCUUUCUAAAUAUCUAAUCAAAUAUUCAUCUAAGGAGAAGAACAAAAUAAAACAGUUUAAAAUGAUGAAAUGGGUGAAAAUGUCUUUGUGUACCUAAACCUUUCAGAUUCAUCUUAAGAAAGAGAAUACUCAUAUGAUUUGGAUUAAGAUCUACAUACAGUGAAAACUAAAAAGAACAACUUCAUCAUAAAAAAGAAAAAAUUUUUAUCCUAAUAAUUCAAAUGUGGAUAAUGUAAAAAGGUUUUCUAAAAAUCUUAAAGUCUUGGAGGACAUACCCAAAAAAAACACAGAGUAGAGAAGAAUUAGUUAGCCAGGCUUUCAUCAAUCAGAAGGAUUAUUUUGAGAGAGAGACCUGCUAAAAAUAGGUAACAAGGAAUUUGAA